AUGAAUUUCACUAGCAGUUAGAAUAGUAUAGCAAACUCUCAUAUGAAUAAUAAUGCUCCUCAAGAUUUAGAAGCAAAAAAAUAACACAUUUUAAUGAAAAUGAAAGAGUCUAAAAUGUAUUGGAAAUUAAAAUAGCAUUUAUUUAAAGAAAUGAAAGCCAAAUAAUAAUAAGACAUAUUUUCUGUUAAAAAGAUAUAGCAGGCUUCCUAUUAGUCGGGAAUAGAGGAAUAAUUAAAAUAGUUGAUUAUUAAUUGCGCAAAUAGAAGUUUAAAAUCAGAACCUAUUAAAUUUGAUCCUUAAGAUUUUAUCAAUUAAGCAAGAGUUAAAUGGACUGAAAUUUUGCUUAAAAACUAUGAUUACGCACAAGAAAAACUUAAAAAUUAUAAGCCAAAUGGAGGCUAAAAUAACGAUGCAGACCAAUCAGAAAUUCUCUAUGUCUAUGAUGAAAAGAAUUUUUUCAAUUUUAUGAUAACAAUCAAGAAUACUUCUGCUGUUAAUCUAAAUAUGUCUCCAAAUACUUGUAUGAAAGUUAAUUUUAUAACGCCAUCAUUAAAUGAUUUAAGAUAAAAAUAUGAUCAUUUGCUAAAUUAAGAUAACAUUGAAAAUAAAAAUUCUAACGAAUAUAAACUUAGAGAAAAAAGGUGCAAAAACCUUGCUGAAAAUGAAGCCUUGGAAUCAGAAAUUGAGACUGUUGCCUAAGGAGGUCUUUCUAAUGGAGAAAGAGUUGAGUUAUAUAUGAAAUAUUUUGGAAUAGAAUCAUCUUCUUUUAAACACUUUGCAAAAUUAGAAGAAGAAGUAGAUAAAAAAGAACUGAUGUUUGAUGAAAUUCUUUUAAUGGACUCUGAAGAAGUUGCUGAUGAUGACUCUUUUUUUAUAUUCCAAGAAACCGUAGAGAGAAUUACUUAAGCAUUUUUAAGAGAUAAAGAAGUUAGAGAUAAGUUAAAAAUAUACAGUAUAGCUACAGAAAAGUUAAAUGCAAAUGAUUUAUAAAAAAUACCUCCUUGUUUUAUGAUUCCUAUGAAGUCAAUGUCUAUGCUUGUUGCUCCUUUAGGAUUUUGUUCAAACAAAGUUGAUAUUAUGUAUAUGAUUUUCAAAGAGUUUUAUUGUAAUUUUUAUUGUCACUUGCACAGUAUAUCAUCUCUACCUAAUGGAAUAUUAUUCCUUUGUUGCAUAUUUGAAGAAUUAAUGGCACAUGCAUGUAAUAAAGUAAUGAAUCAUCUCGCUUCUAUAAAUAUUGAACCAUUAAGGAUAGCUUUUCCAUGGUUUUUUUAUUGUUUUAUUGGAUUCACAACAGUAGAAAAUAUUUUCUUACUUUUGGAUAGAAUAAUUGGUUACAGAAGCUUAGAUAUUUUACCUCUUUUUGCAGUUGGAGUUUUUAAGCUCUACCAAAACGAAAUACUAAAGUGUAAAAAUGCUGCUGAUUUAGAAAAAAUAUUUUCAUAGAAAAUAGAAUUUCCUUUUAUAAAUUGUGUAAGAGCUGCAUUUUCAUGA
This is a messenger RNA of Tetrahymena thermophila SB210, 1491 nucleotides long. RefSeq names its product RCC1-like domain protein 3, HECT domain protein. NCBI's taxonomy places the organism in Eukaryota, Ciliophora, Oligohymenophorea, Hymenostomatida, Tetrahymenidae. The record is from RefSeq and is a predicted model, not a curated record. The transcript has 6 exons.